AUGCCGCACCAUCCAGACGAACAACGAAGCCAGGGCCAGGACUCUGCCCAAAUCCCCACAAAACUUCCUGACCCGACUCAGAAUCCGAGGCGCUUCAGAGAAUUCGAUCUACAAGGGAAGGUUUUCAUCGUGACGGGAGGAGGACGAGGUCUGGGCCUUUCAUUAGCUGAGGCAUUAGUGGAGGCUGGAGGUCAGGUCUACUGUCUCGACCGCCUCAAUGAGCCCGACGAAGAGUUUAAUGCGGUCGCAGAACGUCUCGCUACUUCUUUCCGAGGCUCGCUCCAUUACGGCCACAUGGAUGUUCGCAACACCAAUCACCUUGAAGGCAUCGUGGAUUCUAUUGCAGGCAAGCACUCGCGCCUCGAUGGUCUGAUUGCUGCGGCCGGAGUCCAAUAUAUCAGUCACGCUCUCGACUAUCCUCCCCACGAAAUCAUGGAAAUGAUGGAUAUCAAUUUCAAGGGUGUUUUUUGCGCUGCGGCUGCAUGUGCCCGCCAGAUGAUUCGCUUCCGGUGCAAAGGGAGCAUCGUCCUUGUGGCCAGUAUGAGCGGCUUCGUCGCUAACAAGGGUCUCAUCACCAGUGUGUACAAUUCUAGCAAGGCUGCGGUGGUCCAGUUGUCCAAAAAUCUGGCAAUGGAGUGGGGUAAGGCCAUCAAGCGUGAGGAUGGAUCGAUUGAGGGAGGGAUUAGAGUAAAUGCCUUGUGUCCGGGCCAUAUCAUCACGCCAAUGGUGGAGAAGAAUUUUGAAGAAGUACCAGGGUUGAAGGAAACAUGGGAGAAGGAGAAUAUGUUGGGGAGGCUAUCAUUCCCGACCGAAUACCGAGGUGCGGCUCUAUUCCUGCUCAGUGAUGCGAGUAGUUUCAUGACGGGCGCUUCAUUGGUUAUUGAUGGUGGCCAUACCGCUUGGUAA
Messenger RNA from Rhinocladiella mackenziei CBS 650.93, 906 nucleotides. RefSeq lists its product as uncharacterized. Lineage: Eukaryota; Fungi; Ascomycota; Eurotiomycetes; Chaetothyriales; Herpotrichiellaceae. The transcript is spliced from 2 exons. Bases 1 to 906 code for a protein of 301 amino acids. Gene Ontology annotation, cellular component: intracellular anatomical structure. The record is from RefSeq and is a predicted model, not a curated record. Gene Ontology annotation, molecular function: oxidoreductase activity, acting on NAD(P)H, oxygen as acceptor.